Molecule: messenger RNA, 814 nt
Organism: Neurospora tetraspora
Lineage: Eukaryota; Fungi; Ascomycota; Sordariomycetes; Sordariales; Sordariaceae
Exons: 4
Coding region: 163-684 (173 amino acids)
Source: RefSeq, a predicted model, not a curated record
UGUACACGGAUCAACAACUUCGAUCAACUGUUGGUAAACUGGAACACGCCCCAGAACCAUCAACCGCCCUUCGGCCAAAUUGUCCUCAAAUGUUCUCCAGUAACCCGAUACCCUAGGGGAGCACAAGUUUAUUUCCAUGUGUACCCGCGAUAGCUAGGCAAGAUGGACACCAAACUACCCAAAGCUCUCCGGAAUUAUUCCGAGACGCUCUUGGCGAUGUUCAACCACGUGGUGAACCAUUCGGAGCUGAUCCCGUUCGGACCGACCCCUAACGGUAUUCCCAACUUGUUGUCAGAGUCCUCCCUAGUUCUACGCACAGAAAGACCAGAUGGAAAGUUGGCUGGGAAAUGGGCUGAAGAACACGCUACCUCUUCCAUACUCAGUCUAUUUCUUAUCGGAGGCACACUGUUUGCUCUGGUGUGCCCUGGGCCGGUUUACAUGGCAUUCCUCGCAGCUUUAGGAUUCGGACCUGAAGGCGUAAGAGCACUCUCCCUCGCAGCUCAAGGCCGAUGUCCGAAUGGAGUCAAGGAAGACCUCUUUGCUUACCUUUUGAAUGCGUCAAUGGGUAGAUAUGGUAUGUACCCUUUUUCUACUAUAUUUCAGUCCGUUGUUGCCGGUGGCACGGGCCGGAUCUUCAUGUGGCAGUUUCCGAAAGAGCAUCUUCCCCUAGUUGCGAAAUUGUGACGUUAUCGGCCGGUACGUGGCCGGCUUCGUCUCGGCCUCCCGCAUGGUCUGCGUUGGCUCAAAUAUGGGCCCAACUCCACGGCCUCGGGCAGGUCAACUUGUGAUUUUCUGGUCAUCUUCAAUACAUGUC